AUGGUUUCUCUGCGUCUGACUGAGCAGCUGGAGCGGGUGAAGAAGGUGCUGGCGACCUGGAAGAAAGUGGACGAACGUGUCUCCAAGCUGUGCCCCUUUAAAAGUGCUCUGGAGGACACCCCAGCUGACAAUGGCUGCAGCGCUGUUAAGAUCACGGAUGGGCUGGUUGGCUUUUUGUCUGGCGACUUGUCUGGUAGCACAUGGAGGGACGAUUACCUCGGGGUGAAUGCUACAGUAAUGAUGGAAGAAGGGGCUGAGAAAACGGAAAAUGGCGUAACAUUUAAAGGACGUGGUGCGUGGGCGGAGUGGCCCGUUGGCAAGCAAGGGGAGAAUCAGCUUUACCACUUUGCGAACUACAACUUCACUCUUGUGACGACGGUGUCCAUCGACGGUGUGCCGAAGGAAGGAGAUACAGUUCCAUUGAUGGGUGCGAAGAUGGAUGACGACAAUAAUAAUCCUGUGCUCCUAGGACUGUCGUACAACAGCGAAAAGAAGUGGAUAUUAAAGUGCAGUGGCCAAACGACAGAGAAGCUCGGCAGCACUUGGGAGCCACAGACAACUUACCAAGUGGCCAUUGUGCUACAGAACGGCACCCAGGGCUCCGUGUACGUUGAUGGUCAGCGUGUCGGAGAUGCACAAUGUGAAUUGGAGAAUAAGAAAGAUAAAAAGAUCUCCCACUUCUACAUUGGAGGGGAUGGAGGCAGCGCAGGGGGCCAAGGAGACGUCUCUGUGACCGUGGAGAACGUAUUGUUGUACAAUCGACCGUUGACUUCCGAAGAGAUUGCAGGGCUUACCAAAAAUACAAUUACUAUUCCGAAGCCGGAAGAUCCGAAGACAUUGGUGGUGGAUACUCAGUCACCAGCGGUAAUUGCACCAGAUGUGCAGGUAGCCCUGCCCCGGCCCAAUUCUGCCGGGCAACGGCCGUUGGAAGAGGAACCUUUGACGGCAAAUAUUGGUGCUGGCGGUGUAUCCAGUGCAGCUUCCGUUGCUACGACACCCUCGUCUGAUGCUAGCCCAACGGUGGUGACAGGGAGUGGAGAUACGAUGCCGGGAAAUGGAUCACCCCAAACUCCUGAGGUGAGCGUGAGCUCUGGCGGGCAUGGGGAGAAGGUGGAAGGAACGAAUGGGCAGGAGGAGGGAAUCCAUUCACAGGUCAGGGAAGUAAAUGCUACGGCACUCAGCAGCAGCCUCGGAAAUGUGUCGCAGGGGAAUAACACCGACGCUGGCACUGUGUGUGGGAGCGGACUGCCGCUCCUUCUCCUGUUGGGACUGUGGGGGUUUGCGGCUCUGUGA
Molecule: messenger RNA, 1293 nt
Organism: Trypanosoma cruzi
Lineage: Eukaryota; Euglenozoa; Kinetoplastea; Trypanosomatida; Trypanosomatidae
Product: trans-sialidase, putative
Exons: 1
Coding region: 1-1293 (430 amino acids)
Molecular function (GO): exo-alpha-sialidase activity
Source: RefSeq, a predicted model, not a curated record